Sabethes cyaneus is the source of this 6473-nucleotide messenger RNA. It is a transcript of the gene Tao, whose product is annotated as serine/threonine-protein kinase Tao. Bases 1002 to 3893 code for a protein of 963 amino acids. Lineage: Eukaryota; Metazoa; Arthropoda; Insecta; Diptera; Culicidae. Gene Ontology annotation, molecular function: protein kinase activity; ATP binding. The transcript is spliced from 14 exons. The record is from RefSeq and is a predicted model, not a curated record. Gene Ontology annotation, biological process: protein phosphorylation.
AAUUUUGCAGUCGCGUUUGCUUCGUUGUUCGUGUGCGAAAAUUAAAGUGAAAAGGUUAGCAUUUAAUUACUAAAAUUGUUCAAAAUUGGUUUAAUUCUGUUCAGGAAGUUCAGGUGAAGACUUUUGUCAUAUUUUUUCAAAACUAACGUGUUGCGGCUUAGUGCAUGGAACACAAAUUGUUCCAUAAGAGGAAUGUGUGUAAAAAAAUGUCUGGCGAUUGAUUCGACAGCUAGGCCUGCUCCGUUGUUACAGCAAUGGUUGUUUGAAGGUACGAUUCUGGCCGUGUGAGUGUGGAACCGAAGAAUAGUGAUAUUUUCACGUCAAAGCUUUGUGACCGAUACCGUGUAAAACUUCGAAAUGGGUGCGUAAGAUAAUUUGUUUCACACAAGAGAAAUCUUCCGAAAAAGUCAGCCCGGUAGUUCCGAGGUGGGAUGUUGGCCAGAACCGAACCCUCUGGUGUUCCGCAAUCACGACAAGAUACCCAAAGUAUCAUGGAGACACGGUUAUUGCUAAUUUACUAGCCUUCCCAAAUUAGCUGACAGUCGUAAAAAUGUUCAUCCAGUGGCCAAACCGGAAUCAAUACAUCACCCACUGCGAGGGAAACGGCAAAAGGGAAUGUGCAGCAAGCUUGGUUUUAGAGCAAAAAUAGUAAUGUGGCACCGAGUGGUCUAAUCAGUUAGCAAACAAAUGACAAUAAUAUAAUAUAGUAGCGAGUUCACGCUAUAUGCAUCGGCGUGUAUCAGGCCAUCGUUCAAUCAUUCGAGCGCAGCAGCAAAGGAAACAUAAACAACGCUGGUAAAGUGAAUCGAAUACAAAGUAAAAGAAACGAAAUAAAAAUUACCAACGAUAGUGUGAAAGUGCUGUGCAUAGUACAGGUCCAAAUAAAGAAGUAAUAGUUAAAACGUGACGAUAGGGUGUGUGAUAAUAGUCUACCCGCGUGAGUGUAGUUUCCUUUCGCUUCCCUUCCUUGUGUCUGCUACUGCCACUACUGUGUCGGUAGCAUGCCUAUAAUGAGGCCGGGAAGUCUAAAGGAUCCCGAGAUAGCUGAACUGUUCAACAAACAUGACCCGGAGAAGAUAUUUGAAGAUUUACGCGAAAUCGGUCAUGGAUCGUUCGGUGCAGUUUACUAUGCCAAGUGCAACCUUACGCGGGAGAUUGUCGCGAUCAAGAAAAUGUCCUAUUUGGGCAAGCAGAGCAUGGAAAAGUGGCAGGAUAUCCUGAAGGAAAUUCGCUUUCUGCGGCAGCUGAAUCAUCCUAAUACGAUCGAGUAUAAGGGCUGCUAUCUGCACGAAAACACCGCUUGGUUGGUGAUGGAGUAUUGCGUCGGUUCGGCGUCCGAUAUCAUCGAGGUACACAAGCGGCCACUCAAGGAGGACGAAAUCUCCGCUAUAUGUGAUGGCGUGCUACGCGGGCUAAGCUAUCUGCAUAGUUUGGGGAGGAUUCACCGUGACAUCAAAGCUGGUAAUAUCCUGCUGACCGAACAGGGUAUCGUCAAACUGGCUGAUUUUGGUAGCGCCGCCAUCAAGUGUCCUGCGAACAGUUUUGUUGGUACGCCGUACUGGAUGGCACCGGAGGUGAUUCUAGCGAUGGACGAAGGUCAGUACGAUGGGAAGGUGGACGUAUGGUCGCUUGGAAUUACCUGUAUCGAGCUAGCUGAACGGAAGCCUCCGUAUUUCAAUAUGAACGCGAUGUCGGCCCUCUAUCAUAUCGCGCAGAAUGAGGCGCCUACGCUGCAGGCUCCGGAUUGGUCUGACGUCUUUCGAAGCUUCGUAGAUUUUUGUCUGAAGAAGUUUCCAGUGGAACGACCCAACUCUAGUAAACUGUUAACUCAUUCUUUCGUGACGAGAAUACGAUCCCCGAAUGUGCUGAUUGAUUUAAUAGCAAGAACGAAAGCUGCCGUUAGGGAAUUGGAUAAUUUGAACUAUAGGAAAAUGAAAAAGAUUCUGAUGGUGGAUUCCUGUGAGACGGAGAGCAAUGUGGGUGAUGCCGAAGAUACACCGGAUGAGCAAAUCGGCGGUGAUAGUAGUAAGAGUAACAGUAUAACCUCGGAGCACUCUCUGCACUCGAUGGAUCAGCACGGUGGCGUGAUUCGGAACGCUUCAAGACACCGGCUGCCCGGAUCUGGUUUGCCGCCGUUGCAUAACAACAGUAUGAACAACUCGAGUGGUCGAGAUGGGAUGAUGCCCGGCGACGGUAUGAAUCGAAUGAGUUUGGGAAUCAGCGUAGGCAGCGGAAGUGGUGGAGGUAUGGGCAGUACCGGUGGCGGUGCUGGUGGGAGCGGCUCUGGAUCCGGCAGCAUGGGUGCUAGUAUUGGUUAUCAAAAUUCGUCAUCUAGUCCAGUGGUACCUCAUCAUCAUCCGCAUCAUAACCAUGUAUCGCAAGCAGCCGCCAAUGCCGUGGCUGAGCACGGUGCCAAUAAUUUCGCUACUAUUAGGACUACCAGUAUUGUGACGAAACAGCAAAAGGAACACAUGCAGGAGGAAAUGCAUGAGCAAAUGUCUGGCUACAAGCGUAUGCGCCGAGAACAUCAGGCAGCCUUAGUGAAGCAAGAAGAAAAAUGCAAAGUAGAAAUGGAACAACACAAAGGGGCCCUGGACAAGGAAUAUGAUCUGUUACUACAUAACUUCACCAGAGAAUUAGAUAAAUUAUCGGUAAAACACCAACAGGAAAUUGAACGCAGGAUGAAGCAGAACAACGUUGCCGAAAAGAAACUAUACAAGGAAAUAUCAACCAGACAGGAAGGCGACCGCAAAGCUUUUGAACUGCAUAAAAAGAAGGAAUACAAGGCGAAUAAGGAGCGCUGGAAGCGUGAGCUUUCGAUGGACGAUUCCACGCCGAAACGGCAGCGUGAUGCUACGUUGCAGACACAGAAGGAUAACCUGAAGCAGGCGGAGGCUCAAGAAGAGCAGCGAAUGUUGCGGGUGCAGAAGAACUACAUUGAGCUGGAAAUGCGCAAGUUCCGAAGGAAAAAAAUGAUGCUUUUGCAUGAGCUCGAAAAUCAGUUGCUUAGGGAUGAAUUAAGUAAGAAGCAGCAGCAGCUCGAACAAGCGCAUGGAAUGCUCAUCAAACACCACGAAAAGACUCAGGAUUUAGAAUAUCGACAGCAGAAGAGUGUUCAUGCCCUCCGCGAGGAGCAAAUAUCAAAACAACACGAGAGCGAAUUGCGCAAUCAAAAGGAGUACAUGGACCGGGCCGAACGGGAACUGUUGAGGAAGCAUGCGCUAGAACUUAAGCAGCAACCGAAAAGUCUGAAGCAAAAGGAACUGCAAAUACGCAAACAGUUCCGCGAAACAUGUAAAACCCAGACGCGCCAGUAUAAGGCGCUUAAAGCUCAAAUCCUGCAGACAACGCCUAAGGAGGAACAAAAAGCUGUGAUAAAGAAACUAAAAGAAGAGCAACAUCGUAAGUUAACGUUAUUGGGCGAUCAGUAUGAACAAAGUAUUGCCGACAUGCUACAGAAGCAAAGUUUGCGGUUAGACGAAAGUCAGGAAGUCGAAUGUCACCAGCUGAAGGAUCGGCUCCAGUAUGAGCUGGACAUUUUAACUGCAUACCAGAGCAAGAACCGUAUGCAAGCGCAAGCUCAGCGCGAUCGCGAACGGAAGGAGCUCGAGGAUCGAGUGAGCGUGCGACGAGCCCUGCUGGAGAGUAAGAUGGAAACCGAACUUCAGCAGUUCAACCAGGAGCGCGCUGAACGGAUACGGCAACUCCGAGAGAGGCAUGAAAAACAACAGGAAGCGUUCGACGAAGAAUCAGCGCGGAUGAAUUUUAGUGCUCUCGCGCUGGCCGAGGCCUCCAAGGAAACGUACCCGGACGAAGAGGGCAGCCUAUCCGGGUCGAUGCUAAGCCUGGCGCAUAGCAAUAGUUCUACUAGUUUUCCUGCGGGCUCGCUAUAGCAUAAAUCCAGAUGGACUAACAGUUUGUCGAGUCAUAAUUCUAUGUAGUGAGAUUUGCUGGGUAGGAUAAUAAUUUAUGUACAUGGGAUGAAGGUUGGACAGUUAUUUUGGCGCGUAAUGAAAUGUCGAGUGCAAGUUGCGGGCAGAAAUCAGUCUGAUUUAUUUUUCUACUUGCGUACCGGGAGAUGCAGUAAAUGCUGAUGGAUGGCGUCGGGAUCAUGCAAGUACAAUCGUGUGCACCGUUCUGCACCAAAAAGGGGUACAAUCUCUUUCAUCCAACUACACUGCAGGAUUUAGAAAAGAAAAGAGUUUAGUUUUUGUUUUGUACUAUAUUUUUUUAAUGAUUGUUAUGUACUCCGUGCGGAUGUAAGUUGAAAUGCCAUUGGUUGCAAUCUGUUCUGCAAAUUUUGACGAAAACUAAUUAACUCUGGUAGUAAACAACUCAAUAUAAGAUAGGAUUAUUCCUUCAAAAUUCUAGUCAAAUUGCUUGUUUUUGCUGGCGAAAUUCAGUGUGCUUUCUAUGCUGAAUAGACUAAUAGGCUUCCGUAUCGCUGAUUCCUGAUGGUUCCGAUAUAAUACUCAUAUUGAAUUCGAAUGAUUCCUAGUUGCUAAGACCUUUAAAACCAUUGCGUUUCCAUUUGUAAAUAUACCUGCAAGCAUCUAUUAGAACCAUUUUUAAUUCUAUGCUCACGAAAGAGGGAAUUGGAAAAGCAGAGUUGCAUUAUACAAACCUACGUCGAUUCGGCAUUGGCGAUACACUGGCGAAACAAAAAUCACAUAAACGAACAGUAAUCUGCUUAUAAUGUGUCCAUUGUGAACGCACAUGUCCCGACGCAAUCAUCAUUUUAUAUGUAUUUCUUCCUUCUUCCUACCAGUGGAGAGAGGUACACAGGACAGUAGCAAAUGCGGUGGGAUUGCUAAGCAUUCACGAAAAAAAUGUUAACAAAAAAUCUAUUGCUUAAUUUUAUUCUUCUUAGCAAUUCAAUGUGAUGAUUAGACUUACAUUAGUAGUAAAAAAUAAUCGUUAAAUUUUGAAAUUUCCAAGCAAACAUUUCGAAAUAGUUUGCUUUUCAACAGUAGUCUGUGCCCAGCGAUUUAUGGAAUUUUUUAGAUGUUUUCGGAUGAAUGCUUCGCCACACUGCACGCAAAUGCUUACUGCGCACAGCAGUGUGACUGGCAAUCGGAUACUGGAGCUUUUCGUUCGGAGAUCUGGCCGCCCUAGAAAAGCAUGACCUAAUGAUAUGUGUGUAAAAAGAGCAGUGAAAUUGUUUCUACAUAAUACUACUUAGCUUAUACCAUAAUUCACGCAUAUAAGUAAACCCUAGGAAGUAGUUGUCGGAAAAAAGAAUGCUUUUUCCUUGUUUUAUAGUUUUAUGAUUUAACUAGUGUCUAUGGAGAAACGAACAGAAAAAAUAAAGGUAAUUAUAGCGAAGGAUACCACGUCCUCCGAGGUGGAAUCGAACGCAACGUUUGAAUCACACCUAGGUGUAAAUCAGUAAAAAUGAUACAGAAACUAAACUUAUUUAUAUUUGUAAACAGUAUGUGUAGAAGUUCAUCAUUUCCGCUCUAUAGUUCAGCGUGUUUUGUACAUUUUUUAGUUUAAUUAUGUAAAAAAUUGAAAACAAACUUUAAUUUUUUACCAUUUAGAACAGACGAAACUUUAAUAGAACACAGAAAAAAAUCGUUAUAUUGGAAACUAUUGCAAUUAGUUAUAUAAUGUUUUAGUUAUAAAACAAUUCAAGUAAAAUCAAUGUAAAGUAUAAUGCAUUGCAGUUUUCUCACAAUUACUAAAGUAACAACUAGAUAAACUAAUUUAAUUGAAUCAAGCCGAAAAGCAUAUUCAAAAAGAAUAAAUUACAACACACUCUUAUAAACGAAGGCAAACGGAAACUAAAAUUAAUGCUGCUAGAGCUUUUUUACCUUAAUGACAGUGCAUAUUACAGAAAACAAAACAAAAAUAAUAACAAACACAGCCAGAUCGAAAAGUUUGAGGGAGGGAUUGAAUGCGACGAAAGGUUGAAAGAGCGCGACAGAAUGUGCAAUUCGAAAGUUGUAUUAUCGAGCAAGAAACUUUUUAAAAGAAAGAAGAAAAAACCAACAGAUUUUGUUUCGUUAUGAAACAGCGAACCAUGAUUAACAUUACACUCACUCUAAGCAUAGCGCAAAACAUUUUUCCCAACACAAUGAAAACAAGAAGAAAAAAAAACAGAUAAGGUAAGAUGAAACGAGAAACUAUUAAAAUAGUGAAAACUAAAAAUUUGAAGGUAAAAAAAAACUUUGGGUCUUCGCAUUACACAAUAGAUAUGACGCGCAUGGCCGGAAGAAUGUUUCUUCGGGUCUACAGCGACACCUAUACUCGUAUCCACAUACACGCAUACCACGCAAUGCAAAAACAAAUUACAACAUAACGCAAGACUAAUAAAUGUUUAGGAGCAAUUGCUAGAAAUGAGUCGACAACUCGUCGUGAUGUGUGUUUAUGUGCAGCAAAACGAAUAACGACGAUAAAUAGUAAGGGAAUUAAAAUGUGAAGCCAGCUGAUUCUGAUAGAAAGAAGAUAAUAAUAAUAAAACAAAAAACACU